Molecule: messenger RNA, 1893 nt
Organism: Cyprinus carpio (common carp)
Lineage: Eukaryota; Metazoa; Chordata; Actinopteri; Cypriniformes; Cyprinidae
Product: small ribosomal subunit protein mS37-like
Biological process (GO): mitochondrial translation
Cellular component (GO): mitochondrion; nucleoplasm; mitochondrial ribosome
Molecular function (GO): RNA binding
Source: RefSeq, a predicted model, not a curated record
AGAACGCUUUCCGACAGAAAAUGGCGACUUACGCAUGAGGACGUGAAGUACUCGGCAAUGACAUUUAAGUCAUUGUUUAUGUUCUGUUAUUAGGCUCCGUUUCUUUCUUAUUUUGGGUUUAAUGUUUGUACCGUCUCGGGAGGAGACAUUAUAGAAAGGCGAUGAGUGGAUCUGUGAUUCAAGAGAAGGUUGCUAAACUGUUGAGCAGGCAGAGUGGAAAACCCGUGCUGAGACCCAUCAAACCUCUGGCGCUCAAGAAUGAAGUCGCCAGCCGCAAACUGAAGAAAGGAGAGGCCACCUGUGUAACAGAAAUGUCAUUGCUGAUGGCUUGCUGGAAACAGAAUGACUUCAACAACACAGUCUGCUCUAAAGAAGUCUCAGUCUUCUACACAUGUGUUGAAAAGGCGCAGAACAAGGCUAAAGCAAAGCAGGGAACCCAGGGUCGACUUUUGCCUAAAGAAGCCAACACCUUAUUAAAACGCUUUCCCAACCAGAGCAGUGAAAUCUAGGACCAGUAACACAGAUUAGUCAAAGAAUGGACACUUUUAGUGUCUGAGCUGUAUAAAUGGGGACUUUUUUUCUGAGUGUAUGACUGGGCCGGGCAGUUGAUGAGAAUGGGGUGUGGAAAGGUUUUCUAAAAAAACAAAACGCAAUUAAGUCUGCCAAAAGAAUAUCAGCGGAUGCUCACAAAAGCAAAUGAACUGCAUUCGCAAGGUUUUGAAGGCACUUUUGAUGAUUACUACAUUACUGCACUCCUGUAGGUCAUCUCAUCAAAACAGUACAAAGGAACAAACACUGGUCCCUUAAAGGGAUAGUUCACCCAAAAAUGAAAAUGUGUCACCCUUUCCUUAUGUUCAUGUCUCCUUUUGUGUUCAGCAGAUGAAACAAAGUCAUACAGGUUUGUAAUGACAUGAGGGUGAGUAAAUGAUGACGGACUUGUCAUUUUUGGGUGAAGUGUCCCAUUUAAUAAUUUUGUAAUUUGUGUUAUUGAUGUUUGACUAUACCAAUGUUACUUCUUGGAUAAUCUGAAUGUUGUCGUGUUGGUUUUUGGUAUUACGUUCUAAAUCUCCCCUGCAUAAUUUAGCUGUGACUUGUAAAAGCAGUUUAUUUUUUACUUUUGUUUAAUUUUUUCCCCGUUUCAUGCUGUGUCCACAAUAUAAUUAGUCUCAGCCAUUUUCAAUUAUCAGAAAAUGGAGAUCAAAGGAGAAGUACUCUGUGCCGGAUCACGUUACAUGCCAGGAUAAAUUGUAUUGAAUUUGACCAUGAGAGCUCUGCAAUAAAGAUAGAAAUAACUAAUUAUUAAACAUAUUAACUUACAAAUAAUUCACUUUCUGUUCUGAUGUUAUUUAUUGAUCAACAUUGAUCAACUUUCUGACCAUGAAUUGGUUUUAGUUCUCUUAAUGCAAUUUAAACAUAGCCAUCCUGUGAUAACACUGCCCACCAUUUCCUUCAGCUGAUUAUCUACAAUUGUCUGCAGCGUAAUGUAUUUAGACCCCAAAGGAAACGCCGUCUGAUGUAAAUCUAAACUUUGCUCAAUCACGACAUUGCAAAUUUGCACAGUUGUCAACAGCACAAACUUCAAAAAUGAGUGAAGUAACAAUGAACAGCUAAAAAUACUUUAGGAAAAGACUGAAAGAGCUACAGCUAUGCAAAAAGGUGCUACCAUAUCAAUGUCUCUCAGGUUGAAUUUAAAAUACUUUAUGGUGGCUGCAGUGAUGAAACAUGGUUGUUUUAAUCAAAUCUACAAAUUCUUAGAUUUCAUGUAUGAUGUAAUCUGUGAAUGAUGUAGAGGCUAAAUCCAUCUCUUAGCAAGAUUAGAAAACAUGUUAUUUCUCUUUAUGUGUAUAGAGCAACUCAAUUCUGGACACAAAUAAACUGAUCCUACAGAUGAAU